This is a messenger RNA of Phytophthora infestans T30-4, 450 nucleotides long. RefSeq lists its product as uncharacterized. NCBI's taxonomy places the organism in Eukaryota, Oomycota, Peronosporomycetes, Peronosporales, Peronosporaceae. The transcript has a single exon. Bases 1 to 450 code for a protein of 149 amino acids. The record is from RefSeq and is a predicted model, not a curated record.
AUGAACCAGAUCAUCAACAUCUGCGCGUGUCUAGUUUUUCUACUAGUCCCGUCACUUGCGGUCAUUCCUCCUGCUGUCAUUCCGUCAGCCAUUGAGGCAGUCUACGGCAGCUUCAUCAAACAUAACGUCGCUGGCGACGCGGAACAAGCUGAGUCGAUCCCUCUAGGUGGCUUGGCCAUCCUUGUCAUCGACCAGCAAGUGAGUUUCUAUCCUGGAGGCUCACUCGCCAUCCCAACCGCCAACGAAGACGCAGCUCGGAUCGCAGCGUUCAUCUCGAACCACACGUCCGAGCUGUCCCAAAUUGUGUUGACUAUGGACUCGCAUCAGAGAUACCACAUCGCACACGGAAUCUUCUGGACAAAUGACACUGGGGAAUCGCCUCAGCCAUUUACUAUUAAUACGAUCACAUCCAAGGAUAUCAAGAACAGAGUCUGGAAGCCACGUGAGUGA